This is a messenger RNA of Ctenocephalides felis (cat flea), 2064 nucleotides long. RefSeq names its product neural cell adhesion molecule 1-like. Lineage: Eukaryota; Metazoa; Arthropoda; Insecta; Siphonaptera; Pulicidae. The transcript has 13 exons. Gene Ontology annotation, molecular function: protein binding. The record is from RefSeq and is a predicted model, not a curated record. Bases 1 to 1947 code for a protein of 648 amino acids.
AUGGAUUGGACGCAUCAAAUGGAUAUUAAUAAUAAUGAGGUGUCAAGAAGUAGCUUAUUAAGACGAUCGGAGGGACAUCACCAUCAUGAAUUGCCACCAUUAUGGGUAAAAUUAAUCGGUUCCAACAAACCAGUGUCUUCAGGAAAAUCCAGUAGCGCCUCCUGCGAGGUUGUAGGGGCAAGUCCUGCUCCAAAAUUGCUGUGGACUUUGGGAGGAACUGCUCUUAAUAAUUCUUCACAAAUUACUUCAGAAGACAGAAAUACAACCACCAGCAGAAUAAUUUUCAUAGCAAAUGCAAACGACCAUGGAAAACUAUUAAACUGCCAUAUUGACACCGAAGGAAAAAAACCUUUGCAAGAUUCAUGGAAAUUGAACGUCCUACAUGCUCCGGUAAUAAGACUGACACUCGGAGCCCCCUUGAGAUCUCAGACUGUCAAAAAAGGGAGUGACGUGUAUUUGGAGUGCCACGUCAAUGCCAACCCUUUAAAAUACAUCGUUGAAUGGAAACACAAUGGUCAUAAAAUUGUAACAAACAACACGGAUGGAAUAAUAUCAACGAACAACAGUUUAGUAAUUCAGCACAUUUCCAAAGAAAAUGCUGGCAGCUACGUUUGCCAGGCUGAAAAUUCCCAAGGAAUCGGAUACAGCAACGAAUUGUCUCUCAAUGUCCAAUACGAGCCCAUCUGUGCAAGCGACACCAAAAUCAUGACAAUAUCCAGUAAACAGGACGUCAACAUUACGUGUCCCGUAAGGAGCUUCCCACAUAAUAAUCUAAAGUACACCUGGAAAAUUAACCACGCCAAAAAAUCCAUGGUUUUGAAUACAACGACUGCCAACGAAUUUUUGUUCAGACAACAAAUGUACAAAGACUACGUUUCGGAGCAAGGAGAAAAAAGGCACUACUCGAUUUUGUGUUAUGCCAAAAAUCCUAUCGGAGACCAAGUCAUACCUUGUGAGACUAUUUUGCAAUUAGCAGAAAAACCAGAGCCAGCCAAAAACUGCACCUUUGAAUCCAACAGUAUCAACAUGUUCCUGGUUCAAUGUAUACCUGGAUACGAUGGUGGAACUGAGCAAAAAUUCAUGUUUUUAAUUUAUGAUGUAAAUAAUUCGAAACUAUAUUUGAACUAUAGUUCUCCGAUUCCAAUUCUGAGAGCUAAUCAUCUGCCAUCGGAGACUGAUUAUAGAAUAGUGAUAACUGCUUUUAACGCAGAAGGAUUCAGCCCAGAACAAAUAGUACUAGGUACAACCAUGAAACCUAUGGCUAAGAAAAAUGUUAGAGAACAGCACAGCAAUAUAUUUGCUAAUACAAAUAAAGUUGGCGUUCUAAUUCAACUGACACCAUUAUUAGGAGCUUUGGUAGGAACCGUUGGAACUUUAAUCGUGGUUGCUAUUUGUAUAGUCAUUAUGAUUAGAUGCAAAUCUAAGAGAAAAGGCGAGCCUCAAACUUUCAACAAACAUGACCAAAAACGGCAAACCAAAGACAAUACUCAAUCUGAAAUGAGGAGUCAGACAAGUUCAGUAUCAGCAGAUAAAUCUUUGGAGUUAUUGCCGCAUUUUUCAGAUGAUGAAUACAUGCAGGAGAAUCGAGUAUUGCUUAGAAAUCCGGAGAGCUUGAACUACAAGAUUAAACCCAUAAUAAAAACAGAGGACCAAGUCCUCGGCAGCCCAUCCCUCCACCACAACAACUUUCGCCUAAAACCCUACAUCCACCACCCAACACCGACCUACGCCAGCAGCGACGGAGAGCUCCGAACCUACGUCACCUCGGCAUCGCCCAACGUCUACACGCACGCCCCAUCGAGGUUCAGAAGCACCCUGCCAUGCUUGAAUUCGGAUACCCAAUCUCAGAGAUCGGGAAUGGUACCCUUGUUGACGACCUCCAAUACGACUCCGACGCCGCCCAUGUGCCUCCAAUCGGAGCUGGUUCACCAGGAGAUGACUUCUUGAGACGAGGCUGGAAGAGAUUUGACGGAGUCGAAGGUUGUCCAGAAGGUGAUUGAGAGAAGGGAUGAGGUUUUUGUGAUUUGUGAGAAGUCGUCUUCGAUGGAGGUUUGUAAAUAGUAA